GGUAUUGGUCGGCCAAGCGUAUACCACGCGGUGGUGGUCAUAUUUCUAGAAUUCUUUGCCUGGGGGCUCUUGACAACUCCGAUGCUAACAGUCUUACAUGAAACAUUUUCCCAUCAUACAUUUUUAAUGAAUGGUCUUAUUCAAGGUGUUAAGGGUUUUUUGUCCUUUCUCAGUGCUCCACUAAUAGGCGCUCUAUCAGAUGCAUGGGGAAGAAAAUCUUUUCUUCUUCUUACAGUUUUUUUCACCUGUGCCCCAAUUCCAUUAAUGAGAAUAAGUCCAUGGUGGUACUUCGCUAUGAUUUCGGUAUCUGGAAUCUUUUCUGUUACCUUUUCUGUAAUAUUUGCCUAUGUGGCUGAUGUAACACAAGAACAUGAAAGAAUUACAGCCUAUGGACUGGUAUCUGCCACCUUUGCAGCAAGUUUGGUAACGAGUCCUGCCAUUGGAGCAUACCUGUCUGCCAGCUAUGGAGAUAACCUUGGCGUACUAGUGGCCACAUUGGUGGCUGUUGUGGACAUUUGCUUCAUCCUGCUAGCUGUUCCAGAAUCUCUGCCGGAAAAAAUGAGACCUGCUUCAUGGGGAGCUUCUAUAUCAUGGGAACAAGCAGACCCUUUUGCAUCUCUGAAGAAGGUUAGAAAAGAUUCUACAGUUCUCCCGAUCUGCAUUACAGUGUUUCUCUCCUAUCUGCCUGAGGCUGGCCAGUAUUCUAGCUUUUUUCUGUACUUGCGGCAGAUUAUAGGUUUUGGAUCUGCUAGCAUUGCAGCAUUUAUAGCUGUGGUAGGCAUUCUGUCUAUAGUAGCUCAGACUGUGUUUCUCAGUAUCUUGAUGAGGUCGAUAGGGAACAAAAAUACGGUUCUCCUUGGCCUUGGCUUUCAGAUCCUUCAGUUGGCUUGGUAUGGUUUUGGAUCUCAGUCUUGGAUGAUGUGGGCAGCAGGAGCUGUAGCAGCGAUGUCAAGCAUUACAUUCCCAGCAAUCAGUGCUCUGGUUUCACGAAAUGCAGAGUCAGAUCAACAAGGUGUUCUCCAAGGAAUAAUAACUGGAAUAAGAGGUCUGUGCAAUGGCCUGGGACCAGCACUGUAUGGCUUUAUUUUCUUUCUCUUCCAUGUGGAGCUCAAUGAAUUGCCACCUGAUCAGACUUCUGGAAAAAAAGCAAUGCAAGAUCCCAGUGAUGAGAGAGCAAUCAUUCCUGGUCCACCCUUCCUGGUUGGAGCAUGCAUUGUUCUUCUGGCUUUUCUAGUCGCCUUAUUUAUUCCUGAGCACAGCAAAGCCAGCAGUACCAGAAAACACAGCAACAGCAUCAGCGGUACUCUGAGUAACAACCUAGACCGAAGUAGCGAAGAGGACAUUGAACCAUUGCUGCAAGAUAGCAGUGUAUGA
This is a messenger RNA of Nipponia nippon (crested ibis), 1374 nucleotides long. The record is from RefSeq and is a predicted model, not a curated record. NCBI's taxonomy places the organism in Eukaryota, Metazoa, Chordata, Aves, Pelecaniformes, Threskiornithidae.